UUUGCGUGUGCUCUAAACUUUUUACCAUUAUUAUUUUCCAAUUAGACGCGUCGAAAUCGAACAAAAAUAUUGACAAAAUAUUAUUUACUGUGAAUAUAGUCCUAUGUGAUGUUUGUGAAGUGUAUUUAUGCAAGAACAUAUCAAGCUGCUGAAUACCAAAAGCACGCAGCCGUCGAGAGGAAUGCGCAACAAACAAACAAAGUUUUAGCAAAAUUGUUGUUGUGCCUUGUGUGUUGAUAAAGAAUAAAUGAAAAGUGCAAAUAUUGUACAACAAAGAGCAAAGCGUUAAUAUGCUUUAGUGAUGUGGAUUAUUAUGCAAAUUCCAGUGUUUUUAGUUUAGUGUCGCUGCCAGAAUUUGUUCAUUGAAAAUAUAAAAAAAAGAAAUACUUGGAAAAAAACUAUACUACUUGAAUGUGUGUGUUGUACCUCGCAUUAUCACUUACCCUUCGUUAUAUCUCGUACAAGUUAUCUUGAUUAAAUAUUAUACUAAGAAUACGGCGGUAUCAGCUGCCGGCAAAUCAACUUAAAGUCUGAAAUUAUACAUAUACAAACAUAGUUAAGUGAAACUGUAGUGCAAAAUUUAAAACGUGUCCCAAGUUGAAAGGGAAGAAGAAACCAAAAACAAUAGAGACGUAUCUGAAGACAACAAUAAAGGAAAACCGUAAAUUUUUUGGUUUUGUACAAGUUAGUUGUUUGUGAUAUGACUGCUAAAUAUCACAAGAAUGCAUCCAGCGGGCGAAAAAAGGGGUCGCCCCAAAAAUAAAUACACAGCUCAUGCCCUCGAAUCUAUCAAACAGGAUCUGACACGUUUUCAAGUACAAAGGGACAAUGGUGGAGCACAGAACUUCCCACCGAUGCGUUACAAUGCAGUCAACGGUGGUCGCUCCGAUCCGCCGGACUACAUGCAUGCCAAGCUGAUGGAACCCAUGCCUGCGGUAUCGCCUUUACCUGUUGCACCAUCACCGAAUCCCCAAUUAAACGGACAUGUGCCAAAAGUUCUGCCACCCGGCCUUAUUUCAGCAAAAUUGAUUCGAAAACCAAGUAUCGAACGUGAAACUCCGCUCAAUUAUCUGCACCGAUGCAGCCCAGCGUUGGACUCUGGGGCAGGCAGUUCGCGAUCGGAUAGCCCUCAUUCGCAUCAGCAAGUCACAAAUGCCGGACGCGUCAGCACAGGACAAUAUUCGCCGUCACCUUCAAGUUUCAGCGACGUUGGCCCACCAGCACCACCGCCACGGCAUCCAACAACGGCAAACUCCGCUACACCGCCACCACCACCGCCUAAUCAACUCUACAAAAGGCGAUCACCUGCUAAUACGAGGCCAGCGGCAAUUACACCCAAUCCGACAACGCGUGGCACCUCGCCGGUUAUUUUGCGGAAUGGCAUCAAAGCCCAACAACAGCUGUCACAAAUGAAGGCGCUAAGCUUAUAUCAGGCUGGUGGUAGCGCCGUUGAACCGCCACCACCACCGUAUCCUAUCAACACAGUGGUGGUGGCUACGUCAGCGCCACCGCCCAGCUACACCGCCUCCAUGCAAUCCCGUCAGUCACCCACGCAGUCACAAUCUGAUUACCGUAAGUCACCAAGCAGCGGCAUCUACUCAGCCACCUCUGCCGGAUCGCCCAGUCCUAUCACUGUGUCAAAUAGCGCGAUACUGCCACUGCAGCCGACUGCUGUAGCGCGUCCGCAGCCUCGUACCUACGCGCGCACUCAGCAACCAAUCAUCAUGCAGAGUGUCAGAUCGACGCAGGUGCAAAAGCCGGUUCUGCAAACGGCUGUGGCGCCACAGACACCGGUCUCGGCCUCGGCUUGCAAUUCGCCUGUACACAUCAUGCCCGCGCCACCCUCAUACCCGCAAAAAUCUGCUAUUGUUGUGCAACAACAACAAGCAGCUCAACAGCAAUCGCCGCUGUUGGCUGGUGGCGUCCCCACCACUCUCAGCACCGCAGUGAAGUCAUCGACGCCCACCACACCGCCGCUCAUUGCUAACGCGUUGAACGGUAGUGUGGUGAGCAAGCCGAUAUGCAUUGAGCCGCCUUCUUAUUCGGUGACGAUGCAGGCGAAGGCCGCACAGCAUCACCAGCAACAGCAACAAACAUCGUCAGCACAGUUGCGAGCUGCAGCGGCUGUAGCGUUGGCUGCACAGCAACAACAACAACAGCAGCAACAAAAGCAGGUGUGCUCGGUGCCAGUGCCACGACAAUUGCCGCCUCCGCCGCCCUAUCAGAGCACACGCGCUGCCGCAGCGCCACCGUCGGACUUAAGUGGCAACAACAAUCCGAUGGAUAUGAAGGCAAACGGCAAGGCAGCAGCGGCACUGCACAGCAAUAUGGUAAACAAUAACCAAAUCAUAAAUAGCAAUUUGACAACAACACCGCCAAUACCACCGGCGAAAAAUAGUGGCGGCAGUGGGGGCACAACUAGUUCCGGCAGUGGCGGUGGCGGCACAUCGCCGGCCGCAUCUGGUGGUGGCGCUGUAGGCAAAGGCGCCGAGAAAAUCAAGCAUGCUUCGCCCAUACCCGAACGCAAAAAAGUCUCCAAGGAAAAGGAGGAGGAGCGUAAGGAAUGUCGCAUAACACAGUACUCUCCACAGGCGUAUAAAUUCUACAUGGAGCAGCAUAUCGAAAACGUUAUCAAAUCCUGCAAACAACGCGCCUAUCGAAAGAAUCAGCUGGAGAAGGAGAUGUCACGCAUGUGCUUGCCGCAACAGGCGCAAGUGGAGAUGCGAAAAAUGUUAAGCCAAAAGGAGAGCAAUUACAUACGCUUGAAGCGCGCCAAAAUGAAUAAGAGCAUGUUCGCGAAGAUCCAAGACAUUGGCGUGGGUGCGUUCGGCGAGGUAUCGCUGGUUAAGAAGAUCGAUUCAACGCAUCAUCUGUACGCCAUGAAGACGCUACGGAAGGCGGACGUGUUGAAGCGUAAUCAGGUGGCGCAUGUGAAAGCAGAACGUGAUAUUUUAGCGGAGGCCGACAAUAAUUGGGUUGUUAAAUUAUACUAUAGUUUUCAGGAUAAGGAAAAUUUAUAUUUUGUGAUGGACUACAUACCGGGAGGAGACCUUAUGUCUCUUUUAAUUAAGAAAGGCAUAUUUGAAGAACCGUUAGCGCGAUUUUACAUUGCCGAACUGACAUGCGCUGUUGAAAGUGUACACAAAAUGGGUUUUAUUCAUAGGGAUAUUAAACCUGACAACAUACUCAUCGAUAAGGAUGGUCACAUAAAACUCACUGAUUUUGGAUUAUGCACGGGAUUUAGAUGGACACAUAAUUCAAAAUAUUAUCAAGAAAAUGGCAAUCAUUCGAGGCAAGAUUCAAUGGAGCCGUGGGAGGAGUAUUCCGAAAUCGGACACCGACCAACUGUAUUAGAAAGGCGACGCAUACGAGAUCAUCAAAGAGUAUUGGCACAUUCAUUAGUAGGCACACCAAAUUACAUCGCGCCAGAAGUGCUCGAACGGAGCGGUUAUACUCAACUUUGUGAUUGGUGGAGCGUAGGUGUUAUACUCUACGAAAUGUUAGUCGGACAGCCGCCAUUCUUAGCUAAUACACCAGUAGAAACACAACAAAAAGUAAUCAAUUGGGAGAAAACUCUACUCAUACCGCCGCAAGCAAAACUAACGCCUGAAGCCACUGACCUAAUACGACGCUUAUGCGCAUCGGCCGACAAGCGUCUGGGCAAAAACACUGAAGAGGUCAAAGCGCAUCCUUUCUUCAAGGGUGUUGAUUUUGCUGAUAUGCGGCAGCAAACUGCUCCAUAUAUUCCAAAGAUUGAAUUUCCCACAGAUACGUCCAAUUUUGAUCCAAUAGAUCCAGAUAAAUUGCGUUCGAAUAAUUCAAAUUUAAGUGGGGAUGAUUUUGCUUAUAGUGACAGUCAGUCCCAUGGAUUUUUCGAAUUUACAUUUAGAAGAUUUUUCGAUGAUCGAUUCAAUUCUGAGAUGACAGACGAUCACUCAAGCUAUCAGGACGUCGGAAAUACAACACAGAGCAAUCAUAAUGUAAACGAACAGUUUAUUUAGUCAUUUAAGUAAUUACAGCAAAUAGAAGGGAAACAUAAUUAUACUUUAAGUAAUGAUGUAUGUAAUUAGUUGUGUAGGUAUGGUAAUUGAUGAAAUGUCACAAAAAUCUCCUAGCAUGAUGUUAAUAAGAGCAAAGUUACACCUGACUGUUUUUGCAAUAUUUAUUAUAAAAUAGUAUCACCCACCGUUACUAAAAACAAAAAGUAGAUGACAUAACGAACAGGAGUUGCACUAAAGAUUUGUAUGUAUGUAAUUUACCAGCUGGAAUAUAUGAACGGUUCUUGUAAUAAAUAUGCCACGCAGUCUUUACGCUAAUUUUUUUAAUGUACUACAGUAUAUUAAACUAUUUUCGAUCUUGGCUUGUGCUCGUAUACAUAUAACAUGUAACUAAGUUAAAAGAUGCAAAAGAUUGUCGCAAGAAUUCGUAAUCCGUUCAUAUAUACAAGUGUAAAUUGUUGGUGGCAAUACUUUUUCAUAUAAAAAAAUUGUGUAAUAAAUAAAUAGUUACGCCAGCUGUUGUCCAGCUGUCAAACUGAUUUUAUAAUUAA
Messenger RNA from Bactrocera tryoni, 4549 nucleotides. RefSeq names its product serine/threonine-protein kinase Warts (gene wts). The record is from RefSeq and is a predicted model, not a curated record. Bases 723 to 4001 code for a protein of 1092 amino acids. The transcript is spliced from 8 exons. Gene Ontology annotation, molecular function: ATP binding; protein serine/threonine kinase activity. NCBI's taxonomy places the organism in Eukaryota, Metazoa, Arthropoda, Insecta, Diptera, Tephritidae. Gene Ontology annotation, biological process: regulation of organ growth; positive regulation of apoptotic process; G1/S transition of mitotic cell cycle.